Molecule: messenger RNA, 1660 nt
Organism: Arachis stenosperma
Lineage: Eukaryota; Viridiplantae; Streptophyta; Magnoliopsida; Fabales; Fabaceae
Product: probable UDP-arabinopyranose mutase 5
Exons: 4
Coding region: 167-1441 (424 amino acids)
Biological process (GO): UDP-L-arabinose metabolic process; plant-type cell wall biogenesis
Cellular component (GO): cytosol; Golgi apparatus
Molecular function (GO): UDP-arabinopyranose mutase activity
Source: RefSeq, a predicted model, not a curated record
AGCGGGCAGAACGAGGGGUUGACUGUUGUGAAUGUUAUAAUGUUUGAAAUGAGUUAUCCAUCCACAAAAAAGAGCAAAGGCAAAAGGCCAAUCCAAGGGCGGAAACUUCAGAGAUUCUAGGAUCUGAGAGAAAGAAAGGAAGAAAGAAAAGGAGAGAGUUGAAUGAAUGAGAACACCGCCAACACUGCUCUCUCUCACAAUUGACUCAGCGGUCAUUAAUCUCUCCGACUUCUCCGAUCUCUCUGUCAUCCCUGAUCACAUCCUUCUCGAUCUCUUCCUCAGAAUUUUGAGAGCUGGUAAACUGACUGAGAAAGUUCUGAGACUGUUUAUAGCAACCGGUAAGGAUGAAGUCCUCUCACUUGUUCAGGCACUGAAUAUACAACAUAUUCUGACCCCUGUGCUUCCUACCAUAACUAUCAACGAAAAUGAAGUGGAUAUUGUGAUUGGCGCAUUGCACUGUGAUCUUAAAUCUUUCUUGAAUGAGUGGAAGCCAAUAUUCUCCCGUUUCCACCUGAUAAUAGUAAAAGAUCCUGACCUCAAGGAGGAACUCCAAAUUCCUGGGGGCUUCAGUGCGGAUGUCUAUACAAAAUCUGAUAUUGAGCGUGUGGUGGGUUCUUCCGCUGUUCUCUUCUCCGGAUAUUCAUGUAGAUACUUUGGUUUUCUGGUUUCACGGAAGAAGUAUGUUGUCUGUGUUGAUGAUGAUUGUGUCCCAGCAAAAGACACUGCAGGAAAUAUGGUAGAUCCUGUGGCUCAGCAUAUUGUGAACCUCAAGACACCCGCAACUCCUUUCUUCUUUAAUACACUGUAUGAUCCAUUCCGUAAGGGUGCAGAUUUUGUUCGUGGGUACCCAUUUAGCCUGCGAACUGGGGUUGAUUGUGCUUUGUCGUGUGGACUAUGGCUGAAUCUAGCAGACCUUGAUGCACCAACACAAGCUCUUAAGCCAAAAGAGAGGAACACGCGAUAUGUGGAUGCUGUUCUGACUGUCCCGGUGAGAUCCAUGUUGCCGGUGAGUGGUAUCAACAUUGCCUUCAACCGUGAAGCAAUUGGCCCAGCAUUAGUCCCGGCUUUGAAAUUGGCCGGUGAAGGAAAGUUUAGGUGGGAAACUGUGGAAGAUAUAUGGAGCGGAAUGUGUGUGAAAGUAAUAUGCGAUCACCUAGCCCUUGGUGUGAAAAGCGGAUUGCCCUAUGUCUGGAGAACAGAAAGAGGCAAUGCCAUAGAGAGCUUAAAGAAAGAGUGGGAAGGAGUGAAACUGAUGGAGGAAGUAGUUCCUUUCUUUCAGUCAGUAAGGUUCUCACAAUCAGCAACUACAGCCGAGGCUUGUGUGCUCGAGAUGGCCAAGACAGUGAAGGAGAAACUGGGGAAGGUUGAUCCUAUGUUCUCUCGUGCCGCCGAAGCCAUGGAAGAGUGGGUCAAGCUCUGGAAGUCAGUCGGAUCCAGCUGAAGGAUGGGGAACGUGUGAUUGGCAUGUUCUCUGGAUUUGUAGAAAGAGUGAAGGUUAUUGUUGCCUUGUUGGUUUUCUUAUUUCUUUAUUUUAUUUCACUAAUUUGUAUCUGUUUUAUUCUCACUAUGUAGUUACCUAAACUUGUUUACCUGACAGUUACUCUUAGAUUGAAAGGCUGAAUAAAAUGAUUGUACUUUUGGGCUGUGGCAAUUGAAUAAA